GGAACAACCCUUUAAAAGAACCAGAGUUGGUUGCAUUAAACACUCAUUCGUGGAGCAGCACCUUAAACAGUGCAACAUGGCUGGACAUACUGUGAGCUCUUUCGGGUUUUUAUGCAUCUCAUGUCUGAUUGGAGGGGUCAUUUCACUACCACUGAAAGCAUGGAGUGACUACAGCAGUCCUGGCUCUGCUUAUCCAAAAGCUGGUGAUGGAGGUAUGGUGUUUCCUUAUGGCAGAGCAAUGCAAGAGUACUACGGACAAGAGCCUUCAGCUUGGUCCAAGCAGAACAGUGACGCCAAGGCUGAUGGAGGGGUCUACUCAAAUGAAGGCUCGGAUAUGGAUGCUGGAGACUCUGUCUGGGCCAAGAACGGCGGUAUGGACUCUGGUAGUGACGGUUACUACCCUGUUCCUGAAGGCUACUCUAAGGAGCUAGUCCCCUCCAUGGAGGAGGAGACCCCAGAGGAGGAGGAGCCCGUGUUGAGCGACGUCUCUGACCUGGAUCCGGUCUACCACUUCAGUUCCAGGUCCCGCUACCAGCAAGGCAGACAGGCCUUCUUCCUAACCAGAUACAACCCCGGAGAGCCUACGGUCGGCUCUGCUGACAUGGCAGACUCCAAAAGUAAUGGAAUGGGAAAUGGUAAAGGAUGGCCAGUUGUUGCACAAGAGCCUGGGAAAGGUGGCUACUGAUCAACUGCAAUGUCUUAAUUUUUAAUGGCUGUAUAUGAAUAAAUGUUUGCCUUUGAAACCUAUUUACUCUGCUUUGAUGCAGUGUUUGCUAAGUUUGAAGAUGUCCAUAAAGCACUUUUGUGUCUCUUCAACAAACUGUUAUCCUGGAUCCAUUAAACUUCGCUAUUUCACGUGUCUCUGACAAAAUAUAAGGCCAACAGGGUGCCUUCAAAAAUGGAAGUGAAAUGCAGAGUAGUUGGAAGGCCACCAACAUUACAUGUCAAACAAAUUGCAGAGGACACUUCUCUUAAACUAGACUAAUUGGGUGUCGUCAGCGCUCUCACAGACAUACAUUUGCAGUUAAUGCUUGCCAAUACUGCGUUCCGGCUAUGGUAUGAUUCGAAAAUGGCGUUUGGAUUAGGAUUUGGGACCAUAUUUGACGAUGUGACCAUUUAACAGACCGUCAUUGGCCAGGAUUCUCUGGUAAGAGGUUUUUAUUCUCAAUGAGACUUCUGGUUAAAUUUAAAAUGGCUUAAGAUAAAUAACUGGCUGCGUGCUAAAGACAUGGAACAAAUGUUUAAUCGGUAUCAAGCAAUGGACAAAAUGUAUAUUUCAAUCCCUGCUGAAAAAGUUCAGGGCUAUGUCCAAUGUUCCCAGUAUACCUGUAGGCAUCCUUGAAUGUACCUUACUCCUGUUCAUAAAUAGCAUGUACCUAAUAAAUGUGUGAGUGCUAAAUGUGCUAACAUUGAUUGCUAAUAGUCAAUGUGGCUG
This is a messenger RNA of Gadus chalcogrammus (walleye pollock), 1435 nucleotides long. RefSeq lists its product as uncharacterized. The record is from RefSeq and is a predicted model, not a curated record. The coding region runs from base 77 to 685 and encodes 202 amino acids. The transcript is spliced from 3 exons. NCBI's taxonomy places the organism in Eukaryota, Metazoa, Chordata, Actinopteri, Gadiformes, Gadidae.